Diaporthe batatas is the source of this 902-nucleotide messenger RNA. RefSeq lists its product as uncharacterized. The coding region runs from base 147 to 902 and encodes 251 amino acids. Gene Ontology annotation, cellular component: cytoplasm. Gene Ontology annotation, biological process: protein depalmitoylation. Gene Ontology annotation, molecular function: carboxylic ester hydrolase activity; palmitoyl-(protein) hydrolase activity. Lineage: Eukaryota; Fungi; Ascomycota; Sordariomycetes; Diaporthales; Diaporthaceae. The record is from RefSeq and is a predicted model, not a curated record. The transcript has a single exon.
GGGCACUUCCUUUUCCAGGCAUCUGAUGCCAUAAUUACAUGCACAAACACACACACCAGCUGUAAAUACCGCGUUUCAGGAGGGACUAGAUCUAGCAACCAGGUCCCACCAUAGCCCAAACAACACGUCACCAACUCUCAGCAGCAAUGUCUGAUACGCAGCCACCACACGUGGUCGACCCCCUCGACGGCCAUCCCCACACCCACUCCAUCAUAUUCCUCCACGGCCGCGACAGCAUCAACAACGAGUUCGCCGACGAGCUCUUCGAAAGCGAGGCCUCAGAGCCAGCAGGCCAGCCGCGCACCCUGCGCGACCUGUUCCCCACCAUCCGGUGGGUAUUUCCAGCCGCACCCACCCUCCACUCUGCGCGCUUCGACACCGACAUGUCGCAGUGGUUCGACAUCUGGUCCGUCGAGGAGCCCGCUAAGGAGGGCCAUAUCCAGCACGAGGGUCUGCGCACCAGCGCCGCUGCGGUCCUAGACGUUGUGCGAGGCGAGGAGGCCCGCGUGCAGGGGGGCCGGCAGCGAAUCUUUGUGGCUGGGAUCAGCCAGGGGUUUGCCACUGUGGUCGCGGCUUCGUUACUUGCUGCCAUGGAUGGUCAGGAGGGAUUUGCAGGACUGGUUGGACUUAGCAGUUGGAUGCCUCUCGGCACGAAGGACGAGCUGGUGCGUGUUCUCGCUGGUGAUGGAACCGCGGUGUUAGAUAGUAUGCCAAACACCCCGGUUUUCCUGGGUCAUUCCAAGGAUGAUGAGAUUGUACCCGUGCAGAACGGUAGGGCUUUGCGUGAUAUACUCAAUGCACACCAGGAAGUUGAGUGGCACGAGUAUGAGGAUGGAGGACAUUGGGUCAAUGAGCCGCAAGGGAUAGACGACAUUGCUGAUUUUCUGAGACGGCAUAUGUGA